Molecule: messenger RNA, 813 nt
Organism: Kwoniella shivajii
Lineage: Eukaryota; Fungi; Basidiomycota; Tremellomycetes; Tremellales; Cryptococcaceae
Exons: 4
Coding region: 1-813 (270 amino acids)
Biological process (GO): tRNA wobble uridine modification
Cellular component (GO): elongator holoenzyme complex
Source: RefSeq, a predicted model, not a curated record
AUGACAUACUUAACACCUCACCUACCUUUCCCACCUUCGUCAUCAUCCCUUCCUCCUCCCGGUUCUCAUCUCAUCGUAUCAGACACCAUAGCUUCUCCUGGUCAUUUCGCGAUAUACCACCUGGUCUCUUCGGCUUUAGGCAAAGAAAAGAAAAAAGUCAUUUGGGUGGAUUUCAGGAAUGAAGGUAGAUCAAGUUGGGAAUCCAUAUUGAAAAAGCUUGGUACACCAUUACCUCCAACAACCAGUCAAUCUUUCAUACAUAUAGCACCUACUUCUCUUCCAACUUUCAUCCCUACUACGAACAAGAAUUCACCGAGAAUAUUUGACGGGAAUGGAAGUCCUACUUUGAAAGAGACAUACAAUAGCAUCAUAUCACAAUUGACAGAAGGGAAUUUGGUAAUAAUAGAUGGGUUAAGUGAACUGAAUUGGAUGGGUGUAUCUGCAAUGGAAAUUGGCAAAUUCGUCAGAGCUUUAUUGUCCAAAGUCAGAAAUACAAAUUCGAUUCUCGUAUCUACUUUACAUGCAGAUCAUCUUCCACUAUCAUCCACCACGUCUUCCUCGAGAGAUGACGGUGAAAGCGAAUUGCUGGAUAGGUUGUUGAGGGUAGGUAAUGUGUGGUGGAGGAUAUCUCAUUUACCUUCAGGUAGAAGUGGAGAUGUAAUGGGAGAGAUCUCAUCACAUCUUUUAUCCACUCCCCCCGGACUUCCCAACACGAAAUUCCAAAAUGUACCAAGAUCGAAUCCAUUACAAUACAGAAUCGAAUCUUCUACUGUCAGAGUAUUUGCCAAAGGUACAGGAAGAGGAUUCUUGUAA